This is a messenger RNA of Stegodyphus dumicola, 649 nucleotides long. RefSeq lists its product as uncharacterized. NCBI's taxonomy places the organism in Eukaryota, Metazoa, Arthropoda, Arachnida, Araneae, Eresidae. The record is from RefSeq and is a predicted model, not a curated record.
GUUUCAUACUAAUUUGUGCAGUUAUACACAUUUCGUUACUCAGCUUUUAAAAUAAUUUUUUGGUGCAUUUAUUUGAGCUAAUGUUACUUUAUGCGCUGCAUUAAGCAUCCAUAUUCUAACUCUGAAACUUCUUACUGUAGAAGGAUAUGUCCUACAAUUUAACCUUAAGUCUUUCAUCCUGUCACCUUUGAACGAUAUCAAUGAACAAAUAAUGUUCAAUUUAACACAUAAUGGGUCUCAUACAGUAUUAUCUGAGAGUUUUCUUUCGGUCCCAUUUUAAGCCUAUGGAUGUAGGAUAUGCAAAACAAGGAGUAAAGAUUUCCAAAGUUAUCUACUUUAUGUCAGCAUGGAGUCUAUUUAUAUGUACAUUGUAUUUAUAUUUAAAGAAAUCUGACGAAAUUAAAGAUUCUCCAUAUGCUCAAGGACGACUAAUCACUGCCCGUGAUCUUGCAAGGAGGCAUGGAAGUAGUUCGAAGGACAGUGUGAUAUAUUACAUUGGAAUGACAGGUGUACAAAAAGAAGUAGUAUCCUUAGAAGAUGUAGAAAAUGAGGACAAUUGCAAAGCUUGUAAAUAAAAUUUUUAGCUGAGUAGAAAUCCCAGAAUUGUAGUAUUUUUUCUUUGUAAAUAAAAAUUUUAAAAAGAAAAAAA